Molecule: messenger RNA, 762 nt
Organism: Symbiodinium sp. CCMP2592
Lineage: Eukaryota; Dinophyceae; Suessiales; Symbiodiniaceae
Source: the annotation of a GenBank genome assembly
AUGGAACGGAUGUUUUCAAUUCUGGCUGUGGCCAGCGUGGCCUUCCGGGCUCCUUGCGCUGCCGCCGCGGCCGAGCCGAAACCUGCAUUCCCACGGCAGAUGAGUUACAAGUGCACAAUGCACGUUAGCGUGGACUCCCACGACCUCUUCGCAGGCAACAACUUCAGCGGGACGCACUACCUCAAUGCCGACCUCCAGGUGAUGAGGACCGAGUGGCUCAUGACUUGCCCUGGUGUCACCUGUGGUCGCUUUGGGCCCAACCCGACCUCCGUGGGCAUCAACGCCCACGGCCGGGAGCAGGUCGUGACGGUGAGAGUAAUCUCCGUUAGACCAUGCAAGAUCGCAGCACUAGAGCUUCCCUGGGAGGCGAUGUACCAAACCACUGUCAACGAGAGGUUACCACCAGGACCUGGCAAAGCACAGGCUGUGCAGUGCCACAAGCUGCCAUUGCACCAACCGGUCUUCAACGAAAGCUGGGCCGAUGGAGCCCUCUACCGGGGUGUUCACUACCUAGAUGGCCAGCUCUGCCAUCGGUGGUCCAACACAGUCCCUUGGGCAGUGCAGCGUGUGCAGCGCAUCUCGGACUUCUACUCAGACUUCUACACGAAUCUGCCGGUGGCCUCGAUCAGCGAGGACGGCGCCAUCGACCUGCGCUUCUUCGAUUUGAAUCUGCAGCUAAUGCCGGAGUCGCUCUUUGAUCCCACCGGACUCCAUUGCGGAGAAUGUGACGGCGAUUGCGGCCCAAACUUGAUGCUCGUGUAA